This is a messenger RNA of Nilaparvata lugens (brown planthopper), 6319 nucleotides long. Its product is annotated as basic-leucine zipper transcription factor A. The transcript has 21 exons. The record is from RefSeq and is a predicted model, not a curated record. Lineage: Eukaryota; Metazoa; Arthropoda; Insecta; Hemiptera; Delphacidae. Bases 1932 to 3176 code for a protein of 414 amino acids.
UGUGUUUGUAUUGGGUAAGGGUUGGGGUUGAAUGCCAAUUUUAUGAUAGAAAUUGUAAAUAAUUAUAAAGUAGAUCACCAAAUUAUUUCUAUUAAAAAAUACUAUCAAAUUGUAUUUCGAAUGCAGCAAGUUUUUGCUGUUUGGAGUUUUGUUUUAUCUAGAAUUGAACUAUCCCGAUUCAGUGUUUACCUACCGUAUAUAAUCUCUCAAUCACUUGAUCAAAUUAUUCAAAACCUUAUUCACAUUCAAUUUCAUAUCGAGAAUCACCAGAAUAGUUAAGUCUAUUGUAAAAAAAUCGAAUAAUCCGUUGCUACGUGAUUAUUUUAAAACCUGAGUGUCGCCAGCUUGAAACUCAACAACAAUUGACUUACCAUACUAGCCUACAGGUAUUAUUUUUGGCCAACUACAACCAAUGAACUGAUUGCAUCUAUGAAUUAUUUUAUGCUAUGGCUUUGAUACGGAAAAUUGAGGCAGGUGCAAGUAGGAAGCAUGUCAAUUAUUACCAUUCGGACAUUAUUUCACGAUUUGAAACUCUAUAAGAAACGAUGCAUAAAUGAAGAGUGAGAGACAGUGCGUUUGAUUUCGUCAUUAAGAAGACUGAAUCAAUUUAGUGUUCUUGAAUUCCGAGCUAAUCUUCAAAGUCCAUGAUUUAUACUCAUUAUUGAGUGUAAUAUAUUGUAUUAUUGGCAAUGAUGGAGGGAUUACAAUAAAUGCCCUGUUCAGGAAGGUGACUGCUUUGUCGAAAGAGAGGCUUGAUUGUCUACCAAUGGCCAAAUCAAAACCUGAACUACAAUACUCAAGGGAGAUACUAGUCGAGUUGAUGAAUCAUCCAUUAUCGAAGAAAAAGCCAAAAUGCUUGGAUUCGUCUUCUUUAAGAUCAAUUGCGUGUAAUCGGAAUAAAAAUGGAAAUUGGGAACAGAGUAGUGACUCACACACGGAAGAUGAGAAAAACGGUGAAAAUCAUAAGAAGAAAGGUGCAGAUAAAGCGAAGAAAGAGCAAGAAGUAGUCCUAUGUCCACAGAGAAAAAGUUUCAAUUCUGGUUGCUAUGUCAGUUCAAAUCCAUCACAAAAUCGGAAUUCGACUUCUAGUGACAAUACUAAAUCCUCUCGCACAGGAAGUCCAACACUGCCAAAAGAAAGAGAAUCGUACACUGGUCGUGAUGUGGGAGUUCGCCGCAUCGGUAGUGGGAGGAUUAUGGCCAGAGAUCCGAUGUGGGAUUUCCGUGAUGGGGAUAGUGAUAGGAACCAAAUGUAUGAUAAAAGACCAAUGGACAGGAGAAAUGACAAUGAGUCAAAAUACCAACAACGUGAUAAGGGUAACCGGUACGGCAAUGAUAGAAAACGUGUGUUGGGAGAGAAUAACAGAACAGAGGAAACACCUGAAUGGUUUUCAGGUGGACCAACAUCACAACACGACCAUAUAGAACUCCGCGGAUUUGAUGAUUCAUUCGAUGAAAAAUUAAGUAGCCGGAAAAAUAAUAAAAAGUCCAAUUCACGUUCAAACAAGAAGAAUUCGACUGAUUCCAAACACUGGGUCUUCCAAACCAACGGAUGAGAAUGCACUGAAGAAGUUCUGUCAGAAGAAGUCGCCGUUCGGCGUUGAUUCUGAUGUGAGGUUAUCGUUUUCUUCGGAUGUAACCAGCAUCUCUAGUCAUGCCACUGAUUCAACUUUGGAUCCGUACAACAAACAGAGAGCUGAUCAACAUCAAGCUAUCCUUGAGGACGAAGGAAUCAACCCAGAAAAGGCAUUCUCAUCGUCUCCUAAAAAAAAUGAGUUUUCGCUGGAGGAUUUCUUGAAAUUCGACUCAUUUCCUGGAAUAAUUCCGAAACAGGGCGAUUAUGCUGAAGGCUCAAGAUUUAGUAGAUGGUUCAAGAAGGAUUCUGAAAACAGUCAAUUGUCAAUUUCCAACGAUUCUGCCGCUUUCAAUAACAUGGUCAAUGACAUCACUGGUCACACAGAAGCGAAACCCGAAGCAGAUAAUUACUUCACACCCAUCUCUCCAGAGUCUACUAUGAAGCUUCACAAACCUCGACCUCAACUCAAGCUGAACCGAUCCAAUCAAAAAGAGCCCGUGAAUCAGAAAGGCUCCAGUCUAUUAGAAAUCCUCCAUGGAGGGGCUCCACGAUCUGUAGCCAACAUGCAAGACCUAGAAAAAUGUGGAAAAGUUCACAGUGUAGAAGAGCUUGAAGCUCAACUUAGAAGACCCACUAAGAGUGCGAAUAAAGAAGAUGAGAUGGCUGCUUUCAAGAAACUGUUAACCUCAGCAGCAGCACAGAUGAACAAACCCAGAAUUCCACCCAGUUUUCUAUUUUCUGCAAAUGCAUACAAGGCAAAUAACCUAUUACAGGUUAUAAAUAAGAAUGCUCAUGCAAAUAAAAUUUCUUCUGAGAUGAAAAAAGACAAUAAUGCUUCCUUUUCUGGCUAUCAACAGCAUCAACAGCAUCAACAGAAUCAGCAAAAUUUCUCCGCCAACAACAUGGACUCACAAAUGCAAAUACCUCAAGAUCUUGUCAUGAAACUCCUUCACAUACAACAGCUUCAGCAUCAACAACAGCAACAACUGAAACAGCAGCAGCAACAGCAGUUUGCCAAAUUGCUGGGAUCAAGCUGCAAUACUGCUGCAAGAUUAACUCCCGUUGCUCCUCAGUACAACUCUCAGUCAUCUGCCUCCCCUCUGCCACCUGACGUCCAAAUGAUUAUCAACAACGCUAAACCUACGCCCGAACUUCUUCAAAGACCUGAAGCUCAGGCUCUUAUCGUCGGCUUGAGAAGAGGACAAAUAUCAAUGUACAAUCUGAUCGAACAACUGAAGAAGAACCCAGCUCUACAGCCAAGACACAGAGAGGUCUUAGCAAGCAUUGUCAAGAUACAUCAACUGCAGACAGCAGGUGGAAAUGGAGGAAACACUGAACGCACUGCUUCACCAGUCAUGCCAGCUCCUACCACUAGCUCUGCCUCUGAUCAAAUGCUGCACAAAGUCCUCUUUUCUCAGCAUCAACUCCGUGGUCCAUCGCCACAUAACACAAAUAUGCAGAGAGUUCCGUCUCCCCGUGACCUGGUAGCUCACACUCAGAACAUCAUGCAGACUGCUCUGAUUAGAAAGAAAUUGGAGGAGCAGCGUGAUAACUUUAGAAAAAGACAAGAAAUGCAAAGGCAAGCUGUCCACUAUUUUUGAGUCGCAUCCAUACCAUUGAUGAAUAAUUAGUGUCUUGUUUGUUUGCAUUUAUCAAUGGUUUCUGCUUUCUCUUUCUUAUUAAAAAUGCAAGUAGCAUUGGUAAUCUUCGGUGUUCUGAACUUGUUUCAUUUGAUUUCGAUUUUUUAAUUUAUGUACUUCUAAAGCAUUUCUGAAGUUUUUUCUUUAUUUACAUUUGCUUUUAUUUUAUCAGUGUACCUCUUAGGAUGUUAUUUUGGUUUUGUUAGUUCUAGAAACGUUUUUGUUUCCAAUUGUGUAUUUUCCAUACACUUUGAUUCCAAGUGGUUGUAUUGGUGACCAUGAUCCCAGGUGGAUUUGAUCCCAACCAGCUGUCUUCCACAAAAAUCACAUUUUUUAAUAUUCAACUUGAACGUAUCGCAAUACUAUCGAACAUUUGAAGAAGCUUGAAUGUUAUUUAUAUCAUAUUUCACCAAAUAAAAGGAGCUGAAGUUUCAUAAUUUCAUCCAAUUCUCAAAUUUUCACAGUGGUUUGCGAUGGAUUUGUUUGUUAGCUUGGCUUUUCACGUUUACUUUGCUGCGCAAAAACUAAUUGAUACAAGUUGAUAGUGAUAGAUUACUUUUAAUAGAAACUCACAGUUAUGUAUUACGAAUGUGUGUCUGACAACGACUAACAAAGAAUUGCGUAGACACACACUGUAAUCUAAUAAAUCACUAUGUUUCUCUCUACCAUCCAGUUUUCUCUCUUUUUCCUUUCUUCCCAUUCUUCCCUUUUUCGCUCCUCUCCACCCCUCAUUCCUUACUUUUAUACCAUCUACCAGCCCCAGCCUAUUACAUGAGAAAACAUAGUUGGCUAGGUAUUUUUCUUCCUUUCUUUCUUUUCAGCACACCCCACCAUGAAUACAGAGACACUAUCAACUGUCUCUACUGGUUUACGCGUAUAAAAAAGUAUACGUGAAGCAGCAUGGUUUAGUUUUUUUGUCAAAAAAGACUACAUAUUAAAAACAUACUCCGCUUGGUAGGAAAUGACAUGUCAGGAAUUUGAAGAUAUAAAUCUGAGUAUAUAAUACUCAAAGGUGAAAAAAUCGGAGCAUACAAUAUCCAGGACUGAUCAUACACUUGUAUGAAUAGAUCAUUCACUCUAUAUUGACACUCUGAUCAUUCACUCCUAUUGCAAUCUGGAACAGGUCAAGGAGCUCAAUACUCUUUAUUCCAAUUGGGAGAGAAUUAUACGUUCUAAGCCUGCUGUAAAGUGGUCCUCUCUCCAAAACUUCUGUUCUAUGUUGUGGGUAUUGCAUAUAAUAUCCGUAGUAAAAUGAAAUGAAAUCCUAAUAUCGAUGAUGGAUAUGAUUCUCUCAACAUCUUUCCAUUUUUCUUCAUCAGAGAAGCAUGUGACACCUACUUAGCAUAUUCAACACAAACAGCUGUAGAAAUUUGAGAAUUUAUAACGAGAAUACGUCAAUAUUAAGAAUGAAAGUUGAUGAAACAUCAUUCCAUUAACCAUCCAUUUGCUGUUUUGUAUUAGCUUAAUUUUAAUCAAAUUAUUGCACGCAUAUGUUUAUCGAAAUACAAAAAAUUUAUUAAUCUCAAUUGAAGUGUGGAAUGAAUAUAUUUUAUGUAGGCUACUAAAAAUUGUUAUCCUUUGUACAAUACACUUAGACCUUACGCAUGCCAUUAAAUCAAUGAAUGCUGUGAUCAAUGCUCAAAAAUAAUUUCCGCUUUUAUAUGAGAAUGUUCAUCAUAAUUAAUCAAAAUGUGAUUUGUUUGAUGUUAUCACAAAAGAACCUGUUGCUGUUCAUAAUAAUUAAUCAAAAUGUGUUGAUUUUUUGAUAUUAUCACACGAGAACCAGUUAGAAUAUUGAUAUGGAUAAUAGUGAUUGUUAGAUAUAUUUUUAAAUAGAGAUAGAUAGAUAAAUGUCUUUUAUUUGCACUAUAUAACAUUGCAAGUGAUGUGGGCGAAGUUGAGACAAUAAGAGCUCCCUCUUCCACUUAACCCACGAACACUCGAUAGAUAGAUAGAUAGAUAGAUGAAUAGAUAUCCACUUGACUUGUAAAAUAAUUGAAAUAUUUGCAGAAUGUUGGAUCGUGAAUAUAAAAAAUACAAAUAUUAUAACAUCCAAAGCUCUAUCCUUUUCUAUACUGAUAUCAUUGCUUUGUUAUAAUUUUUUCUUGGUUAUUUGACUCAAAUCAGAUAGACAACUGCCAUGUUGAAAUAUUCUAUAAAUCCAGGGAAAUCCUGCAUUCUGAUUGGCUGAUAAGUUGUACUGUAAUGUAGAAACCAUUGCAUGAUGAGAAGAUUAUAAUAAAGUUUCGAAAAUUCAUUACGAAAAGGAAGCUCUUAUUGUAGGAAGAUUGAUUGUGAUGUAAUGUUUACAUUAUAACAUGGUCGCAAAUAAAAUUAUUUAGGAUAUGAGCGUAAAUCUUUCUAAUAUAAUUGAAGUUGAUUUUCGUACUUAAACGAACCAGAAGUGAAUGAAUACAGAAUAUUCAAAAAUCAUUCUCCCUGAAUAACAUUGCAGUCUUAAUUUUUGAAGACACUGCUUACAAUUAUGGAUUUUCAGAGACUGGCAGAGAUUUCAUUGAUUCAUCGUCGACUCCAAUGUUUAACGCCAAAAGAAGGCAUUCCUCUCAAUAGCAUUUCUUCUGGAUUCAGAAAUUUUAUGUAAAGGUUACUGGAACAAUUAUCUCUAAGUGAUAAUUUAUCACUUUUUAACUUAUACAUUCCUAUAGCAGCUAUUCUACAUCAAUGUUGAGUCGUUUCCCAAGUGCAUUGUAUAGCUUUAUUUCGGGUUUUUUGUUUCAUCAGUGUAAAUAGAAAAGUUAUCACAGCAGGCUGCUUGAAAAUUAUAAUUGUAUUUAAGUUUAAAAAAGAAAUUUUAUUUGUAAUCAUAAUGAUAGAAAUAAAUAGUAGAAGCUAGGAUAAUCAUAAUGCACAUUGGGUCGCGGGAUAGUACUUGAUGAAUAGGAUCUUUCAAUUAGAAUAAGGUCUUGUACGCUGGCUGUAAUGCACUUUUAAAUUAUUUCUUUUUCAUGGUUAUUGUACCUCAAAUUGUGCUUCACGCUUGCUUUGCAUAGUUUUUAUCAUUACAACUAAUUGUAAAAGGUUACUUUGUUUUGUUUUUUAUUUAAACUGUAAUUUUUGUUCAAUUAAAAAUCACUAGUAGUGUA